CUUCUGGCUUGUGGUCAAACUUUAAAGCAUGGUAGCGUAGCCAACAUUUUACUGUACAUAUCAUUUCCAACCGCUACCAACUUCAGCUGAACUCAAUUUUUCGUCCCGAUGUCAUUAACACUGACUCAUUGCUUUCACUACGCGUAAGCAGGAAGCCAUGUACUAACUUCAAACAGGAGCGUUGACCUACUGUAACUUGAAAAUUCGGACAUUGUUCUCUCCAACUGCUACAAGCUGACUUUUGGCCUCCUUCUCCCUACCAAUAUAUGAAUCCAGUACCGACGUAACGUGUAGACGACUUGACUGCAACAUCGUGUCUGCAUAGGGGCCAUUCGCAUUCCAGCUUAUGCAACCGAGUAGGAGGACAGGAAAUGCUGACCCCCAGCCCUAAAACAGCAUCACUAUUGACCAGCAAGCCGUCUUAAACCUGUGGGCGUUGGCUGACGGGCAGUCCCUCACCAUCUUGUACAUCCUCGCCCGAGCCUCUAUAUCCAGCCAUGGGCGCGAGACAUUCCACCUAUCUAGUGGAUGCCGAUGAGCCGCAGCCUCAACAGCAGGACCAGAUUGCGAAUCAGGGGCAUCCCGCACCGACUUCGGGUGGUCCGGGUCGUCCCCCUCCCCUAGAUUUAGACGCACCGCCUGCGCCAACAGUUCCAGCGACAGCUGCGCCGCGGCGCCGCAUCCCCUUAUGCGGCGCGGUAGAUACGGUGGACGGCCCAACAGGCAACCCCGUGCAGCCGCUCUCUCCCUGGUCCCCGCUGUCCUCGCUUCGGAGUCCAGUGCCCUCGCCAGCUGCCGGGGCGGUGGUUGACGUCUGGAUCCUGGCCGGGCAAUCCAACACCGUGGGUGACAACUCAGCGGACGGCACCCCGCUGCCCGCCGCCGCGCAGCCGCUGCCCGGCCUGGUGCUCAUGUACGACAGCGCGGGCGCCUGGCGGGAUGCCGUACCCAGCGUGCACGCUGGCAUCCACGGCUACUCGCGACAGCCCAGUUGCGGCCCCGACAUGGCCUUCGCUCGCACGCUGGUUUCCCUGGGUCUCAGCGGCAGGGUGGGUCUGGUGCCGGCGGCCAAGAACGCCACCAGCCUCUUCCAGGACUGGCGGCCCAGCGGAGGGGGAAGCGGAGGCGGGGGGGACUUGUACGGCAGCAUGAUUGCUCGUACUAAAGCGGCGCUUGCGACACCGCUGCCCGGUGGAGGUGUCUGCAGGCUGCGGGGCAUGAUCUGGAUACAGGGUGAGUCGGAUGCGCAGGAGCGGGUUGGGCCGGGACCUUCAGAGGCGUACGGCAGCAAUCUAACCGCCUUCCUAACGGCCGUACGACGAGACCUCUCCAGCUACCAUGCGCAGCUGCCCAUACUCCUGGGUGUCAUGUCCGUACGCAAGCGCGAGAACUUUCCGUACAUCGCCGCCGUACGACAAGCCCAACUGGGCCUUACGCUGCCGGGAGUCGUACGGGUGGACAUGGCGGGGUUCGAGUUCUUCGAGCAGAACGGCGGCUACCACAUCCAUCUCACCAAGGACGGCGCAUGCGCGCUGGGUGCGGCUAUGGCGCAUGCGUACUACGCAUCGGUGGUGCGUGCAGGGCUGCCAAGGGGGCCGGGGGAGGCGACGACGCCGGCGGGAGCGGCGCCGCCGCUGCCGUUGCCGCCACCGCCGUAUGUGUCAACGACACGUGGGGCAUGCAGCGGUAGCGGUGAUGGUGGCAGUGGUGGCGGAAGUGCCGGUGGUGAUGGCAGUGGUGGCGGUGGCGGAGCUGCUGCGGCCGCGGCGAGUGCUGACGUAGCGGCGGGCCCCGCAGCUGGGGCUUCGGCAGGUGCAGUCUCGCCUGAUGCGGCUGCGGGAGAGACAGCAACAUGCGGCGUUGGCGGAGGGAGCGGUGGCGGUGAAGGCGGUCUGCCGGCGCCGUUGUUGGUGGCUGAGGGGGUUGGUUGUGGGGGUGACACGGCUGCGAUGGUAGCGGGCGACAAUGGAGGGCUGGGAGGAGGACGGGAUGGCGGCGGUGGGGGAGGAGGACAGGCGCUGGAGGGUGUGGGUCAGGAUGGCAGGCCUAGCGAGCUUUAGCGGGCUGAAAGACAUUGGCGGCAGGAGCUGAUAGGGGAGAGGUGACUGUUAGGAGAGACAUGCGGGCUUGGGGGAACGGACGGGUCGCGGCGCCUACAGGCAUGGGGACAGUGACAGGAACCAGGGAGCUCGCGUGAUCCAGGCAGCACGCUGUGUGGCCUUUAGGAUGUUGACCUAUCAACGGCAAGUACUGUGGGACGGUGUCACCAAAGGUGAUGCGUGCGAUAAAACUGACAUACAUACACGUGAGUUUCAUGGCAUGGCAGCUAAACUGACAGUCCUGGCAGGGCCUAGGCUGCGUUGGACUGCCAACACCCAGUAUAGUUGCAUUGUACGGCGUGCGUUGGUGUGUGUUCGUUGCACAGCUAGGAAUUGUAUAGCUCUUGGAAUAUUAUAGCUUGGAUUAAUGACUGUGAGUAUGUGGGAUCGCCCGCCGGGCCCCGAGGGUGUUGAUUGGUUCGGGCAUGACUAGUCUGGGCUAGGCAUCCAUCGUGUCACCCGCGUACCUACGCAUUUAGGGUGCGUAGGAGUACCAUCCACGUGCAAAAACGCUCACACAUGAGCCUCAGCUGAAGUAAGGUAAACCUAUACAUGCUCUUGUGUGGGUAGCGC
This is a messenger RNA of Astrephomene gubernaculifera, 2672 nucleotides long. The record is from the annotation of a GenBank genome assembly. Lineage: Eukaryota; Viridiplantae; Chlorophyta; Chlorophyceae; Chlamydomonadales; Astrephomenaceae.